Molecule: messenger RNA, 456 nt
Organism: Penicillium chermesinum
Lineage: Eukaryota; Fungi; Ascomycota; Eurotiomycetes; Eurotiales; Aspergillaceae
Exons: 1
Coding region: 1-456 (151 amino acids)
Source: RefSeq, a predicted model, not a curated record
AUGACUGUCAAAGAGAGGACACCGAUAUCCAUGAACCAUAUGUCGUAUGAUUUUGAGUCUCAAAUUGGGCAUCAAUCUUCGCGGAACGAUCACAUGAACGAUGUGAGCACCCCCAGCCCGUCCUCUAGAUGCAUCGGACACCUAUUGAACACUUUGACUCACAUGGAAAUGAACUGUUCGACCAGGCUCCAGCAUUGGAAGCUGGAGAUAUCUAUAGACCAUGUUCAUAUGCACUGGGACGUAUGCGGUAUGCAGGACGUGCAGAGGACGAGACCGACUGGUUUUAAGAGUGGCGUCAAGCGCAAGGGCCCUGGCCAAUCAGGGCAACCCAGACAAUGCGCACGUGACAGGAUCAGGGGCACGCCUUGCCGAAUUUGGAAUAAACGCUCCGUUCGAAGGUUCGCGGCGAUUAUCUGUGCUACAGGGUACAACCUCGAGACGAUCUACUGGGAUUGA